AUGUCUGGGGAAGGUGGCUCACGGGUAUCGCAUUCGCCGCGGCAGUCCAGAGUAUUCAGUCGUAGCAUCAAGGCACCUCUCAUCGCGAUUCUCGGGCUGAUAGCCACCGUCUCCGUCUGCGACAAACUCCAGCCUUUGCAAGUCAACCUCUUUGGGCGCAACGAUAGCUCCCAGACACCCCCAUCAUGGAACUGGAGAGAUCUCCGGCCGGAUCGUUCGCUGCAAUGGAACAAGUGCUACGGGGGUGCCUUUGAGUGCGCCAGGCUAGAUGUGCCCAUGGACUGGCAAGACUCGUCCAACAGCGAACGAGUCACUCUCGGUGUGAUGAAGCUGCCGGCCAGGUCCAAGGAGAACCCGCUGCCACCCGUCUUUGCGAAUCCGGGCGGGCCGGGCGGCUCGGGGGUUGACUUCUUGAAAACCCUUGGGCGUGCGCUGCAGAUCAUUGUCGGGGAUAACCAGGACAUCAUCUCGUGGGACCCGCGGGGAGUCGGCGUUUCCACUCCCCGCGUCGAGUGCUGGGGCAACGCGCUGCGAAGGCAGAUGUGGGAGCUGCAGGACACGGGCGUCGUUGACGAGCGGCAAGGGCUGGUGUACGACGCCUUCUCCCGGUCCGUCGCCUGGGCCGGCGCCUGCGAAGCCGCACUCAACGGGACCAAGCUCCUGCAGCACCUCAGCACGCCGCACCACGCCCGGGACAUGCUCGAGAUCCUCGACAAGACGGGGCACCCCAAGCUCCGCUACUGGGGCAUCAGCUAUGGCACAGCCCUGGGCGGCGUGUUCGCAGGGCUGUAUCCCGACCGCGUGGAGCGGCUUGUGAGCGACGGCAACGUGGACUACGGCGAGUAUUUCGGCCGGGGGCUCCACAACUUUCUCCGCGACGCCGACAGCAUCCUAGACGCCUUUGACAGCGCCUGCCAUGCCGCCGGCCCCGAGGCAUGCGCCCUCUGGGCCCCGAGCGCCAAGGCCAUCGAGCAGCGGCGCGCCAACCUGCUGGCCAGCCUCAAGAAGCGCCCAGUGCUGGUCCCGGCGUGGUCGCGCGAGAGCGGGCCCGACAUGCCACAGCGCAUCACCUACUCCAAGCUGCAGCGACUGACACGCGCCGUCGUCUACUCGCCCUCCUUCUUCUUCGAGAUCAUGGCGCGCGGAUACGCCGCGCUCGAGGCCGGCGACGGGCCGCGCUUCUACGAUGUGCUCCGCGCGGCGGUGGGACAGGGCAACGGACCGCCCGAGGCGAACCCCGUGUGCUCGCAGGGCGACACGCCGGCUGCGAUGCCGCGGGAGAUUGCGUCUGAGCCCGACGCCUUCUCGGCCAUCAUGAGCUCCGACUCGCAGGGGCCGCGCUCGCUUGAGGAGUUUGAGGACUACGUCGCGUACCUCAGGGAAAGCAGCCGCUGGCUGGGCGCGGCUCAUGCGGAUUUCGGCGCGGGCUAUGCCGGUCGCUCCGUCGAGCCCCGGUGGCGCUUCAGCAAAGACGACAUCAAGGCCGACACAGCCUUUCCCAUCCUCUUUAUCGGCAACACAGGCGACAACGUGACGCCACUGGAAAGCACUUAUAACAACUCUGCCCACUUCCCCAGCUCGUCUGUCUUGGUGCAAAAGUCUUUUGGCCACGCCUCCAUUGCCGCGCCGUCGACCUGUACGGCCCAGCACAUCCGGGCCUAUUUCCAGAACGGCACGCUGCCCGUGUCGGGAACGCAGUGCGAGCAGGACAUUGGCCUGUUCGAGGACUCCCCUUUGCAGAGUUCCACCUUGGGUCCCUGGCAUGGGCGCGAGCUGUCCAGGGCCGUGUAUGAGUUUUCGCGCGAGGCGGCCGUGCAGAUGCUGCGGGGAGUUUCUGUGUGA
This is a messenger RNA of Hirsutella rhossiliensis, 1842 nucleotides long. Its product is annotated as alpha/beta hydrolase fold domain-containing protein. The record is from RefSeq and is a predicted model, not a curated record. The transcript is spliced from 9 exons. The coding region runs from base 1 to 1842 and encodes 613 amino acids. Lineage: Eukaryota; Fungi; Ascomycota; Sordariomycetes; Hypocreales; Ophiocordycipitaceae.